AUGUAUGCAACAAGCAAAUAUGGCUUGCGGCUUACGCAUGGAACAAGACGGAAUGUGAUAGGCAUUUUGAGGUGCCGAAACGUAUGGACCCCUGCCAUUGCUACAUACGUCGAGCAAAUAGGGUUUGAAAAGUGGGCUCAUCCUUAUUGCCCAGGCGAUCGGUUCACACUUCAAAAUUGGUUUGCUUCUCGUCUCGAAAAGGCUAGUAAGUGCGCUACUCCUUUGGCUACUACUUUUGAAAAUGAUUUAAAGGAUCAACACAAAGAUGGUAUGUUCAGGAGUGUCCUUCGUAAUGGUGCCCAAUUGUUCAACGUUGGUACGAGUCCUCAAGGUGAGAGAGGUGGUGAUGUGAACUUAGUGGAGAGAACAUGCACUUGCGGACUUUUCCAAAUGCUGAAAAUCCCUUGUCCACAUGCAUGUGCCGCAGCAGUUAGUCAGAAUGUGAGCGUGUACACACUUUGCUCUCCAUAUUACACUAAAGAAACGUGGAAGAAAACCUACGAUGCCACAAUUAAUAUUGUUGGCGAGGAGGAUGAGUGGGUACUACCGGAACAUAUCAAGAACAUAAGAAUCGGGGUACCAGUGGAGAAAAAACCAGUAGGUCGGCCUAGGAAGAGCAAUGCAGGUAGAAGACCGACGAAGCGUCGACCUUCUAAAGGGUCGGUGGUAGUGGAACCUCGUCAUUGUUCGCUAUGUCACGGUUCAGGGCACAACAGAGCUACAUGGAAAGCUCGAGUUUGA
Messenger RNA from Cannabis sativa, 741 nucleotides. RefSeq lists its product as uncharacterized. The transcript is spliced from 2 exons. Lineage: Eukaryota; Viridiplantae; Streptophyta; Magnoliopsida; Rosales; Cannabaceae. Gene Ontology annotation, molecular function: zinc ion binding. The record is from RefSeq and is a predicted model, not a curated record. The coding region runs from base 1 to 741 and encodes 246 amino acids.